Ictalurus furcatus (blue catfish) is the source of this 2571-nucleotide messenger RNA. It is a transcript of the gene clul1, whose product is annotated as clusterin-like 1 (retinal). The coding region runs from base 216 to 1604 and encodes 462 amino acids. The record is from RefSeq and is a predicted model, not a curated record. The transcript has 8 exons. Lineage: Eukaryota; Metazoa; Chordata; Actinopteri; Siluriformes; Ictaluridae.
GACUAUUCACUUUGAUCUUGGAUCUUUAUCAGAAAAAGAUAUCCUCCAUUAUAGGAAUAGAUAUGGGAACUUUAGGAGUUCUUCCACAGAACCAAACCAAAAGAACCCUUUAAGGUGCUAAAUUGAACAUUUAUAUCAGUGGAAUCAAUUUGCUUAUUAGUAAAUGCAGGUUUCUUAACUAGACUCUACGAGUGUGGAGCGACUAUAAGGAGAAGAUGCGGGUGCUGCUGUUCUCUCUGGCUUUACUGGCCUUGCUGAAGGUUUUCCACUCAGCUCCCAGUCGCGCUCCACCGGCUGUAUCGACCGAAACUGUCAAACGACUCUCUCUGGAAGGGGAAAAGCUCGUGGAUGAGGAGGUGCAGAGAGCUCUCUAUGGCAUUAAGCAGAUGAAAGAGGUGAUGGCCAGCAACGAGAAGAAACACAAGCAACUGAUCAAGACGCUUGAAAACAGCAGAGAAAAGAAGAAGGAGGUGGCUGAGAUGGCUCAGCAUGUGGUAAAGAAGUUGGAUGAGGCUGAGCAGCAGUGUAAGGAGACUUUGAAGUCCUUGUGGGAUGAGUGUCAGCCCUGCCUGCAAGAGGCCUGCAAGAGCUUCUACAACAACACCUGCCGUCGUGGCUUUGCUACUUUUGCCAAUAAGCUGGAAGGCUUCUUCCACAGGGUAAACGCACACUUUGGUGUGCCUAGCACUCGGGAAGAACUCACUGUGAACAAGAGUGCAGAGAUGGUCGACUUGGACUUGAGGAGGAUAGAGGACUCCUUUAACGAUCUGGUCUCCAAAGUUGACAUCCUGGUAAACCGCAGCAUGGCACUCGUAUUCAGAUUCCACAGCAAGCUGGACGAAACGCUGCAGCAGGUCUUCGCUCCAAAGCCACAGGAAGAUAAGGAGAUCGAAGCGCCGGACUCGGACUUCAUGCAGGGAAUAGGAGUAGGGCUCAAGGAAGUGUUGGAGUCCUUUGUCGACUUUACGAGCAGCGUGAUGGAGGAGUUUGAAUCGGUGAUCACGCAGGCUUUUGAUGACCUGCGUGGGGUCAUAGAAGAAGAAGAGACGGAACAAGAGAAACAUCUGCUCCCUGGAUUCAUUCAGAACAGGACGUUGUGUAGAGAUCUGCGCAGACAGUCAGCAGAGUGCUGGCAACUCCAGAACAAGUGCCAAGCCUGCCAGGGACCUCUAUUCUCUGAGUGUCCAAGCAUGCGGGAGUUACACAUUGAGCUGAAUGAAGUAUCUGGGCUUCUGGAGGUUGCUAAGGAGCAGUAUGAAGAGGUUCUAGGUAUUGCGGAGCGUCACACUGUGGACACCAUCAGCUGGAUCAACAACAUGGCCGGCCAGUUUGGCUGGGUGGCUGAGCUUGCUGAUGGUGGUGUCACGAAUGAGAACUUCUUCAGCGUCACCACGGUGGAGAAUGAAGAGGCAGUUCACGUUCCAGGAGAAGGAAUGAACACUCCGGCGGCUGACACUAAGGUUGAAGUGAACAUCCUGAAUGCUCCUCCUCUUAUAUUCACUGUUCCAGGCAGCCUGCAGCCACAAGACCCUGCUUUCAUCCAGUACAUAGCCAAUGAGGCUUUGGGUUUCUACAAACACAAGAUCAGGAUGGAAGAUGCUUGAGACUGUCCGGAGAACGAGGUCUUUAACACUUGGAUAAACGAAUGUAGGUGUAGAAGUGUGGCGUACCUGUUAACAUGGCAUACAUUUGAGUUCUCCGGUACAGUAAACUGUUUCAGUGUAAUGGUAAUGGUUUAGUAUAGCAGCUAGGGUAGGGGGUCGACCAUACAGCUCAGCAGGUUAGAAUCAGUCCAAUAAAAGGUUGUAACUCAGCCCAUCAGAUCAAUUCAGAAUUUAUGCUAUAAAUUAAUAUUAACUUGUGAGCCGUAAUUCAAUGGAAUUUUUUUUUUAAAGAAAAAUAGAGCAAUAAACCCAGGACUAUAAACUCGGCCACUGACAAAAUGUGCAACAAUUUAACACAAGCUCCUAAUUAAAUUAAUUUAGAGUUUCAGGUCAUAACACUACAAAAUGUAGAAAUGUAUGCAAGACACAGUAUGGUAAAUCAUAAUUUGGACGUUUGUUUUUUACUUUUGGUAAUGUACUGCAGUCUGUUCAUGUGUUUUGUAUGUGAUAUAUAUAUAUAUUUGCGCUUGUGCAUUCAGAAUGUACAUUUCAGAUUAAUGCCAUAACUGAACACAUUUAGAGUUGUUGUUGAUGUGAUACUGGUCUAAUAAACUGAUUUCUUUUUGGUCCAGCCCACUCGAUAUUGGACUAAGCGUAAAAUGGCAUGUCAGAUAAAAUGAGUUGGAUCUAGACACCCUUGAUCUAUUAGUGUCUGAUAACGUCAUGAUGUGUUUAUCUUAAUAAUGCUCUAAUAUUAAACACUAUAAACUUCUAGGGUUAAUUUUUUAUUAUUGUUAUUUUAAUUUGUACUGUACAUACAGUAGGUUGGUCGGAUGUCAUACACCUGACUUAGCUUCUCAAAUAAAUUAAGCUUUACCUGAAAACUGCUUCAAUGAUUACUUGGUCAAGACUCACUCCUAGAAACAAAUUCUAGCAUCUCGCUAUUUUUUUUUUUUCUUCCCGACCA